Vicia villosa (hairy vetch) is the source of this 1490-nucleotide messenger RNA. Its product is annotated as myosin-2A-like. The transcript has 10 exons. The record is from RefSeq and is a predicted model, not a curated record. Gene Ontology annotation, cellular component: myosin complex; actin cytoskeleton; vesicle. The coding region runs from base 344 to 928 and encodes 194 amino acids. Gene Ontology annotation, molecular function: ATP binding; actin filament binding; microfilament motor activity. NCBI's taxonomy places the organism in Eukaryota, Viridiplantae, Streptophyta, Magnoliopsida, Fabales, Fabaceae. Gene Ontology annotation, biological process: vesicle transport along actin filament; actin filament organization.
CAAGACCGUAACUCUCCAUCUCGCUGCGCCAAAGAAAUAGAAAAGAAAAUUCCAAAGAAGAAGACGAGACCCUAACUCCAUCUCCAUCUCGCUGCGCCGCUGCUUCUCGCUGCGCCGCUGCUGCCACCUCCAUCUCUGCUUACAGGCUGCUGCUUCUGCCAAUCUUAUAGUUGGGACCCAUGUUUGGUUGGAGGAUUCUGAUGUAGCUUGGAUAGAUGGCGAGGUCUUGGAGAUUAAUGGAGAACAAAUCAAAGUCCUUUGCACUUCCGGGAAGACGGUUGUUGUUAAAGCCUCCAGUAUUUAUCAUAAAGAUAGCGAAGUUCCACCGUGUGGAGUGGAUGAUAUGACAAAGCUUGCGUACCUGCACGAACCCGGAGUCCUAAGUAAUCUGAGAUCAAGAUACGAAAUCAAUGAAAUUUAUACUUACACUAGGAAUAUAUUGAUUGCUGUGAACCCGUUCAUAAAGCUUCCUCAUUUAUAUGAUAGCCAUAUGAUGGCGCAAUACAGAGGAGCAGCAUUUGGUGAGUUAAGUCCACAUCCCUUCGCUGUUGCCGAUGCAGCAUAUAGGCUCAUGAUAAAUGAUGGAAUCAGCCCGUCAAUAUUGGUGAGUGGUGAAAUCGUGAAAGUGGUGCUGGUAAAACAGAAAGUAUUAAGUUACUCAUGCGAUAUCUUGCUUACAUGGGAGGGAGAGCGGCUGUUGCUGAAGAUCCUACCGGAGGAUAUAGACUGGGAAGGGUUUAAUCAGAUACCAAGUACUGUCGAACAAAAUGGACAAGACUGCGACAAUGAUAAUGCAGAAGAAAAAGAUCAGCAGGCACAUGAUAAUGAACAUUCAAGCCUUUUGGAUACAUCUGAUGGAAACAAUGAAAAGGUGAAGAAGUCUGUAAAAAAGAUUACAAUGUGUAAUCAAACUCAAAUGAAGCAGUAGAAUUAUACAACUACAAAUUGUCAAAGGGGUUUGAUACAAGGCGUACAACUGAAGCUAGCUCAGGGCUAUGUUCUAAGAGUUCUUAGGUUCAAACUUCACAAGCCGUGAAGCUGAAGUUUAAGCUUUCAAUAAAGUAAGAGGCUGCCUGGAUCUCAUGUGACUUUUCAUUGAAUAGCUCCUUGCAGCAUUCACUUUCAGCUUCAAUGAGCAAAUGCUUGGUUAUCCUCCCCCGAGGGAAAAGUGCGCAGGUCCAAAUUGCACUAAUGCUUACUAGUAUCGGGAUUCCAAGUCAAAGGUUCCUCUUUGCAGUCUUGGUUAUUACAAGGCAAUAGAAGAAGACUAGAUUUAGACAUGGGAAAUGCAUGGAUUAAAUAGUGGAGCAAAUAUGAGAGGUUAUUUAUUUAGAGGUCAUUUGACAGUAAAUUGUGUUUCAAUAGUGGAUUAAAUUAUGUUUCAUCUCAUGGCAAUUGAAACUCUUUGUACAUUUAUUUAGAGGUUAUUUAGACACUAAAAUAAUUUGUAUUCAUACAAUUAUAGUAAUCAAAUUUUAAAUUCUUUAAAA